AUGAAUGAGAUUAGCCAGAUCGCUUGGAACUAUUUUGACAAUAUUUUUAGGACGUCGGUUCCUGAGGAAGGCGAUGGUGUUAUUCACUUGAUUCCUAGGUGCAUUAACGAGGACACUAAUAGAAAGCUUUCCGAGGUCUUUACCAACGAGGAAAUCCUAAUGGCUUUCAAACAGAUGGACCCUCGGAAGGCCCUGGUGUCGAUGGACUGUCGGGUGGUUUCUUUAAGGAUUUUUGGCCGAUUGGUGGUUUACAAGAUUGUUUCAAAGGUGCUGGCAAAUCGGUUAAAAGAGAUUCUUCACCUUUGCAUUAGCCAAUAUCAGAGCGCUUUUGUUCCAAAACGGAUGAUUCACAACAAUGUUUUAGUGGCCCAUGAAUUGGUGCACUAUCUCUGCAAGUCUACAAACGGGCCGAAUCAGGGUUGUGUGGUCAAGCUCGACAUGAGCAAAGCUUACGAUAGGGUGGAGUGGUGUUUUCUUAAAAAAAUGAUGCUAAAAAUGAGAUUUUCUUAUGACUGGGUGGAAAAGAUUAUGGACUGUGUUUGCACUGUUCGGUAUAGAUUUAAAUGCAAUAUGACUUUUUUCGACCUUAUUUUUUCGGAGAGGGGCCUUCAUCAAGGGGAUCCUUUAUCCCCUUAUUUAUUUCUUUUCUGUAUGGAAGCUUUGUCAUGUAUGCUUAACCAUGCUCAGGAGACUAACAUGAUCAAAGGCAUUAGGGCGAGUAAAAAUGGCCCUAGAAUUAAUCACUUAUUUUUUGCUGAUGAUGCUUUACUUUUUGUCAAGAACAAACAAAGUGAUAUUGAAGCUGUCACAAAGAUUUUGGAGACCUUUGAAAAGAGGUCGGGACAAAGGAUUAACUUGGACAAGUCGAUGGUCUAUUUCAGUCCUAAAAUCCCCAAUCCGCAACGUGAGAGGCUGAGUAAUUUACUAAAAGUGAAGGUGGUGAACAACAUUGAUAGCUAUCUCGGCCUGCCCAUCCAGGUUGGUAAAAAGAAGGUGGCUGCUUUCAAAAACAUUCUGGAUCGUGCUGCCAAUAGGGUGUGGCGCCUUAUUAACUGUAAAGAAACGCUUUAUUUUAGAGUUCUUAGUGCUAAAUACUUCCCGGAUGGUGACGUUCUUCACCCUAAAAGGGUUAACAAGCCGUCUUUCACUUGGCAGAGCAUUAAUAAAGCGGCUUGCUUACUGCAUGAGGGUUUCGGGUGGAAUGUUGGAAAUGGUAGUAAAAUUGAUUUGAAGAAUGAGUAUUGGGGUUUUGAAGGGUUGUCGGGUGGUUCCAUUUGUAUUGAUAGAGAGAAGAUCCACGAAAGAAAGGACGAGCGGAUCUGGUCUCAUAAUCCUAUGGGAUUUUAUACUGCAAAGUCGGCCUAUUCUUGGUUGACUUUGAAACAUGUUGGUUUUGGCCCUCAUCGCUUCCUCUGGAAACUUAUUUGGAAGCUCCAAACUUUGCCCAAGAUUAGAAUUUUUUGCUGGCGGUUGGGUCACGAUAUUAUCCCUACCUAUGAGAAAAUUUCUAGCAUUCGGAGGGACGUUAACAGUUUGUGCCCGAGAUGUGGAAUGGAUAAGGAGACUCUUAUUCAUGCGUUGAAGGAUUGUCCUAAGGCCAGGGCGGUGCUGGCUUAUGGUGGCCUGAAUAAGAAGCUGCUCGAUGGAAGCUAUGGUCGGUGUGUGGAUUGGAUUGAGGACGUGGCUCGUAUGUUGGAUAGGAAAGCUUUUUCUGAUUUUAUUACAACAUUAUGGAAUAUCUGGAAUAGUAGGAAUAACAGGGUUUUUCGAGAGGUGGAGGAGAACGCCAAAAUUAUCUGGGAUAGAGCGGCUUCGUUGUCUAGGGAUUUUCGUAUUUUUAGCCUGUUGGAAAAACUUAUGAUUCCAAAGCCUGUUGUGGAGAAAGGUUGGCAGAAACCUGGUCCUGGGACUCUUAAAAUCAAUUUUGACGCUACUGUUAAUGAAAACAAAGCUUAUUAUGGCCUGGUGGCUAGGGAUUCUGAUGGUUUUGUGCAUGGCGGGUGCAUAGGUUGUGUAAAGAAGGAUUUAAGUGUGGAAUGGGCAGAAUUGUAG
Molecule: messenger RNA, 2052 nt
Organism: Gossypium raimondii (Peruvian cotton)
Lineage: Eukaryota; Viridiplantae; Streptophyta; Magnoliopsida; Malvales; Malvaceae
Exons: 4
Coding region: 1-2052 (683 amino acids)
Source: RefSeq, a predicted model, not a curated record